AUGCUGUCAUUCGCCGCACCUAGUUGGAAUACGGCCGUUUUCAAUGCGCGCUCUCGAAAAACCCGUCAAGCAUCGCUCAUCAUCCCUCGCCUCUACCUCUCGGACGCAUUCACCGCCAAAGAUGAACAGGAACUGGCGAAGCUCAAGAUCACUCAUGUUAUCACGAUUGCGGAUCGUUCAGAGGCGAACAUCCAGGAACAUUUCGUCAACACCACGCAAUUCAUCUCAUCAGCAUUAGAGGAAAACGAGGAUAACAUCGUUUUGGUACAUUGCUUCCAAGGCAUCAGCCGCAGUGCCACGAUUGUAUGCGCGUAUCUGGUAGCGGUCACGACAAUGACGCCCACCGAGGCACUGGUCUAUGUUCAGUCAAAACGGACUGUUGUGUGUCCUAAUCUUGGAUUUCGGAAUCAACUGGAGCAAUGGGGAGCGCAGUUCAAGGAUCAGAAGAAGCGCGGCAGCGUGGUUUCCCGCACGUUGGGCGGCAUUUCUGAUCGAUUGCGCGAGUUGAAGGCUGCAGCCGGUGCCCCUCCUUCAACGAAGAAACUCAUUAUACCCAGACAGCCGGUUGGUGACAACAUCUGA
This is a messenger RNA of Mycena citricolor, 582 nucleotides long. Lineage: Eukaryota; Fungi; Basidiomycota; Agaricomycetes; Agaricales; Mycenaceae. The record is from the annotation of a GenBank genome assembly.